AGGUGGGUGUGUUUAACAGAAGGAAGCAAUGGAAACCUGCCUGUCAGCCAGCCUUUAGAGCUAAUUAGCUCAGCACACAACAAAGAUAAGUGAGCCUGGGAGGAGGGCCCCCUGAGGGGUCUUUAGAGUCUGGGAAAUGUCUGAUUGGCAGAUGUUAAAAGGGAUUCUUUGGUAAUCCUGUGCAUCAAUGAGCUGCACAAAUUCAGUCCAGGACUGCAAGAAUCCAGGCAUGAGGACACUGUGCAGCAGGCUCACACAGGCAGACCCAAGAUGGACAGAACCUUGGAAUCCCUGAGACACAUCAUUGCCCAAGUCCUGCCUCACAGAGACCCAGCUCUAGUCUUCAAAGACUUGAAUGUUGUGUCGAUGUUGCAGGAAUUCUGGGAAAGCAAGCAGCAGCAGAGGGCCACGUUCCCCAGUGAAGGUGUGGUGGUGUAUGAGUCACUGCCAUCUCCUGGGCCUCCCUUUGUGAGUUAUGUGACCCUUCCAGGGGGAAGCUGCUUCGGCAACUUUCAGUGCUGCUUAAGUAGAGCUGAGGCCAGGCGGGAUGCAGCUAAGGUGGCCCUCAUCAACUCCCUGUUCAAUGAGCUGCCCUCUCGAAGGAUCACCAAGGAAUUCAUUAUGGAGAGCGUGCAGGAAGCAGUUGCCUCCACCAGCGGCACCUUGGACGACGCUGACGACCCCAGCACCAGCAUCGGCGCCUAUCACUACAUGCUGGAGUCCAAUAUGGGGAAGACCAUGCUGGAAUUUCAGGAGCUGAUGACCAUUUUCCAACUACUACACUGGAAUGGGAGCCUAAAAGCCCUUCGCGAAACAAAGUGUUCCCGACAGGAAGUUAUCUCCUACUACUCCCAGUAUUCGCUGGAUGAAAAGAUGCGCAGCCACAUGGCCCUGGACUGGAUCAUGAAGGAGCGGGAGUCGCCAGGAAUUCUGUCUCAAGAGCUGCGAAUGGCUCUGAGGGAGCUGGAGGAAGCCAGGAAAGCAGGACAAGAACUACGGUUUUACAAAGAGAAGAAAGAAAUCCUGAGUUUAGCUCUGACUCAGAUCUACAGCGAUCCUGACACUUCCUCGCCCAGUGAUGACCAGCUGAGCCUCACGGCCCUCUGUGGCUAUCACUAGCAAGGCCAGGGUCCAAGCACCAGAGGCUGGCGGAGGCCAGACUCUCACAUCAGGAACUUGAUUGAAGGAGGUUUACAGAGGCUUUCACCCCUAUAGCUAAUACCUGGAGGCUGUACUAAUCCUCUCCGCCCAUUCCAUUCACAGAAUCUGAGAGCAGUCAGGCCCUUUUAGGAGGCAGUGUUUUUCAUCACACUCACAAUAGUUCUACCUCAGAAGGAAAGGAUGGAGACAGGUAGUUUGAAAAAUAUUUGCGAGGGCUUGCUCCAACCUAAGGGCUGGUUGACAUGUGACUUGCUAGAUUAUAUAUGUUGUUUCAAAGAAUGGGUCAGGGUAGCAUCCCCUCAAAGAACAUCAGUGAGGACUAGGGGGGAAAGCAUGAUAGCAAUUUUCAUUAAAUAAAAAAAGCAUGGAUUGGAAUUAAAUAAAAAUAUGAUUGUUUAAAAAAAUAUUCAAAUGUCAGGAUUUCUUUCUAAACUUUGUAAGCUAAAAGAGCGUACACUCUACAGGCUGUAAUCCAAAACCACAAGGGGGAUUUUAUCUGGACAUCCCAUCAAAGAUCUUAAAAUGGUAAUAGUAUGAAACUACCCAAAGAAAUUAAUGUGAUUUAAAAUGCUCUUGUGAUAACUUUUGUUAAAUCCACACUCUUCCCUAUGGGGAUAAAUAUCACUUACAAUAGAACCCUCAAGAAGAAUUCCUCAAGAAUUAAUAUUCAAUUUUUACAAAUUCUAUAAUCAGUCAAGUUCAUUUAUAAUUUGCAAAUAGAUAACUUGAAUGGAUUUGUUUUUAUUUUUGUCACCACAGUCAUAUAUCUAUAAUGGAGAAAGUUAUUGGGAUUUUAAAGGUUGAAACAUUUUGAAGAAAUCAUUAGCAUUUCUCACGCAUUAGAGAGAAGAAAUCUUUAGCUGCCUUUGUUGUUGUUCAAGAACAUAAGCCACCAGUAGCUUAAUUUGUUGUCAUUUUUCAGUUUAAGUGACUGGAAUCUUUAAAGAAGGGUGAGACAUUGCCACUUCUCUUUGAAAAGGGCUUGGGUCAAACAACUGAUUAGAAAACCAAAAGCAAAUACACGCUAAAUUUUAGAUGGUCACUCAAGUUUACAAAUGGCA
This is a messenger RNA of Myotis davidii, 2222 nucleotides long. It is a transcript of the gene LIX1, whose product is annotated as limb and CNS expressed 1. Gene Ontology annotation, biological process: autophagosome maturation. The record is from RefSeq and is a predicted model, not a curated record. The transcript has 6 exons. Bases 271 to 1119 code for a protein of 282 amino acids. Lineage: Eukaryota; Metazoa; Chordata; Mammalia; Chiroptera; Vespertilionidae. Gene Ontology annotation, cellular component: cytoplasm.